AUCAGUCGGAAGAGAAUAAAUAGCGGGGUUGUGUAUUCUGCAGUUUGGGUGGACGGUGCAAAAUUCGGCUCUCCCUUCAUUUGUGCGAUAUGUUGCAAUUUUCGUUGGGAAGCGUGUAACAUGGGAAAUAAUCUAGAUGAAGGAUUUGUGUGGAAUAGCACGGUGGUAUGAGUGAAGAACGAAUUAUGGGAAUAUGGUUGCUGCGACCUUAGUCUGAUUAUUCCGAUUGCGCAAAACGUCGUGGACCGAAUGUGCGCCCCUACUUUUGCUGACGGACUGCAGUCACCUUUAUUGGCGAAAGUAAGUUAAUAAUGACCUAUGACCUAUGAUGUUGCGAUAUUCAGAAAUACCACAUGAUUUUUCAGCAGAGGACAUAAAAUUUGUUGCAUUUAGGGACGAUUAUGCAUAUGAGAACUUCGAGAACGAUCCACGACAUGAAUCAAAUUUAGCGCAGGGCACUAUUUCUAGUCCUUAUAAGCUGAAAUUGAAAGCGAGUGCGGUAAAUGAUGAGCAUGUUAUAGACAAUAAUUCAGUGGAUAUGAAUAGAGAGGACAAAAGGAAUACCAAAGUAAAUAAAGUUCGUGACGCAAAAGGCAUACGGCGGAAAACUUCAGACGAAGUUUCCAUUGCGAACGCAAUGAACACUUCGUCUGGAUAUAAUGGCAAUGGAUCUUUACAAGCAGGAAAAACUCAGAGCUUACCACCGAACACUUCGAUGAAGGAUUACGACUCGGUCAUUUUGAAUGCACUUCGCGUGCCCGCAGAAGAUUUGGCUAGACAAAUUACACUUUUAGAUCUUCCUAUAUUUGCCGCAAUAUUGCCUGAUGAAUUGACAAGUUGUGGAUGGACGAAGAAAAAUAAACUGGAAACGGCACCGAAUAUUGUGGCAUUCACUAAACGCUUCAACAACACGAGCUUUUGGACGGUGCAAGAAAUUUUGAGUGGUCAAUCUGCGAAACAGCGAGCUGAAACAAUAAAUCAUUUUAUUAAAGUAGCAAAAAAAUUAUAUGAUCUCAACAAUUUGCACUCAUUGUUUGCAAUAAUUUCGGCGCUACAGAGCGCAAGUGUCUUUCGCCUAAAGAGGACGUGGUCGUGUCUUUCGAAGAAGGAUAAGCAAACUUUUGAUCGUCUGGCAGAUAUUUUCACAGAUUGUAACAAUUGGGAACUACUGCGAAAAUAUUUAGACAGCUUACGCUUGCCUUGCAUACCUUAUCUGGGCUUAUUUCUUACUGACCUAGUAUAUAUCGACCUAGCGCAUCCACAUUCUGGUGGGUUGGAAUCAGAGCAACGAAAAAAUAAAAUGAAUAAUAUUCUACGAAUAAUAUCAAAUUAUCAACAGUCGGACUAUAGUCACAUACAAGCUAACGAAGGCAUCCAAAGUUAUUUAAAAUCCAUUCGUUACAUUGAAGAGUUGCAGAACAUUUUUGAGGAAGAACAAUAUAAAAAGUCGUUAAUGUUGGAGCCGUUAUCGUCAGUUCCUAGUUCUUCGUCCUGCAGUUCAAAAGAAUCAUUCAGUGUGGACAUAUCUGGCAUCGCAUGUUUGAACCUGUCUCCCGCUAAGACUCUUGGGUCUCUGAGGAUACCGUCGACAUCCGGGUCAAAAUUCAUACCGACUCAUCGCAAAUGCCGCAGUCUUGGUUCAAAAUUUCGUAGUACAAGCUUACCUCGAAAUUUUGAUGAAAAAUGUCCGGUUAUCAUGAUUGCAUCAGGUUUUGGAACAAUCUCCAAUAAACGAUGUAAAUGUCGCAUAUUCGGAAAGGGGAAUGUACACCAGGUUAAUUCGCAAACGAUGUUGUAUGGAAGUGACACGGUUCAGCCCCGUCAUCUAUUAGAUGAUUCGGUAAUAGAGAAUAACGCAAAUGCAGUACAUUCGUGUGACACUAUUUCAAUAGAAAGUUCGGAUGGUGGAACUAGUCCAGUGGAAGGUGAUAGAGACGUUUUACUCAAUGAUAAUCAGCACAGUUUCCAGGGCUGCGUCAGACGAAAAACUGUAUUGAAAGACGGGAGAAAACCAGCAGUAGCAUCAUGGCAGAGAUACUGGUUACAGAUUUGGGCCAACUCUUUAGUUUAUUUUGCACCAAAGUCAUUUAAAGGUUCAGAGCGAAGCGACUUUAAACAUGAACCAUGUAAAGUUUGUCCUCUUGAUGGAUGGGCAACUAGACGGGUUGAUAAUCCUAAACAUAAAAACACGUUUGAAUUAGUGAAUUCACAAAUAGGAACGAUAUACAGAUUUCGGACGGAUUGCCCUCAAAUGAUAUUUUCUUGGAUGGAGAAAAUUCGUCUUGCUUCCCAGAAAAAUACGACUAAAUGUACAUCGAUAAACCUAAUGUCUUUUGAAUAAUGUUUUUUUAUUUAUGAAUGGUACGUAAAUACUUAAUUGGCUUACUCAUUUUACACAAGCGUCAAGUUAGGUGCCUGAUAAAGGUGUGUAUAGAGAUUAGCAUUAGUUUUAAGAAAAUAUUAAACUAUUCCGUGAUUUGAACGUACUCAUUGGAACUAUAUUUGUUGGAGGGUAUCACCUUCUAUACAAGAACUAGAAUCUUGCCAUUAAAUGCUCUCUUUUUUCUACAUGAGGUAAAAAUACCUAUUUACCAUACUAUAUAUGGGAAAUUAUAACAAAAACUAAUCUAGGACACUAAAUGUAAGUUUCUUUUUAUAUGAAUCUCGAUUAAUGUAGAGAGAGAUUCGAGGAAUAUAUGUGAUUAGACAAAACGAAUAUGAAUAAAUGUGAACAAAUUUUUACUCGUAAAA
Molecule: messenger RNA, 2751 nt
Organism: Hermetia illucens (black soldier fly)
Lineage: Eukaryota; Metazoa; Arthropoda; Insecta; Diptera; Stratiomyidae
Gene: RalGPS
Product: ras-specific guanine nucleotide-releasing factor RalGPS2
Exons: 8
Coding region: 326-2341 (671 amino acids)
Biological process (GO): positive regulation of GTPase activity; Ras protein signal transduction
Cellular component (GO): plasma membrane
Molecular function (GO): guanyl-nucleotide exchange factor activity
Source: RefSeq, a predicted model, not a curated record